AUGGCUUUAUCUGAUGAUUUAUUAAAAAAAAAUGGGAUUUUAUGUUCUUAUUAUCAAUAUUACCUUGCUGUUGCUCAUUACCAUCAAGGUCUCUACAAUGAAGCCAUUUAUCAAUUGGAAAUGAUUGUAAAAGAACAUGGAAAGGAUGUUUAUUUAUGGAGUUUAAUGGGUCAUUGUUAUUAUAAACUUGAAGAUCACAUUAACGCAAUGGCUUGUUAUGAAUAUGUAUUAGAAUCUUAUAGUCAGCCAAAAAAUGUUCAUCUCAUACAAUUGAGGAUGGGAAAUUAUUAUUUACUCACAAAAAAAUUUUCGUGCGCGAAAAAAACAUUUUUUAACGGAUGUAAACAAUUGCCCACUCCUCGAAUGUGGAAGGGAUUCGGAAUCGCGUGUUUGAGGUUAGGAGAACAUGACAAUGCUGAAUUAGCUUUCUGUGAAGCCAAUUAUUUAGAUAAUGCUGACGCAGAAACUUGGGGAUAUUUAGCAUUAGUUAAUGGUUUAUUGAAACGUUUCGAUAUGUUGAAAAACUGCUUUUUAGAAGCCAAAAAGCUUUGGUAG
Molecule: messenger RNA, 555 nt
Organism: Pediculus humanus corporis (human body louse)
Lineage: Eukaryota; Metazoa; Arthropoda; Insecta; Psocodea; Pediculidae
Exons: 5
Coding region: 1-555 (184 amino acids)
Biological process (GO): cilium movement; cilium assembly
Cellular component (GO): extracellular exosome; motile cilium
Molecular function (GO): protein binding
Source: RefSeq, a predicted model, not a curated record